Nematostella vectensis (starlet sea anemone) is the source of this 1745-nucleotide messenger RNA. RefSeq lists its product as uncharacterized. NCBI's taxonomy places the organism in Eukaryota, Metazoa, Cnidaria, Anthozoa, Actiniaria, Edwardsiidae. The transcript has 2 exons. Bases 356 to 1309 code for a protein of 317 amino acids. The record is from RefSeq and is a predicted model, not a curated record.
CUAUACUGUACAUAACAUAGACGACGGAAAACAUUCAAUACCGACAACAAAGCUCAAUUCAGGUUUGCUUGCCCUUUCUUAUCAAAGGUCGACAAUUUCCGGGGUAUUUGAAGAAAUUUAAACUAUCGGGCAUUCAGUCCAUUGAGGACCUUUCCCGACUGUCUGAAUCGGUACCCUGUGGUUUACGAUCAAAAGGAAGCUUUAAUUUUCACGUAUUAUGUAAAAUGAUUGAUGAGAUAAAAGAACACGUGAAAAAUUGCUUAUAUAAGAAGCCCACGAAGCAGGUUUUGUUAGGGAUCAAGAGAAGAGGUCAAGGUAGCCAUUCAAGGAAGCAAGUGCCAUAGAAACAUCCAAUAUGAACUCAAAAGUUUGGGCCUGCGGACUCGCCAUAGCAACGUUUUAUGCAUGCGCUCUGCAGACGAGCGGUCACUCCAUAAGAGGAAAGGAAUCUACGCACAUGCUUAAUAAUAUAGGCCAUGUUAUAUGUCCCUCUGGAGAUUCUCGUUGUCGCAAAGACCAAGCAGAGAUCAAACACCCUGAAGAUCUACAAGGAGCAUCUAAAGAACAGCAAAAACAUCCCAAAGAAAAACUCUCAAACAGCGAAAAACAAUUACCAAGAUUAGUGAAGAUUUUCCAUAGAUAUCUGUUACGUAACAAGGCUAGGAAAACAAACAGGAAGCUAUCGAAAGCGCUGAAUUCGCUUACUAACAAACAGGACACUAGGUUUUUACAUGAUGUAGAGAUCCCUGUGGUAGGCCUAAAACACAGGAAUCAAAAGCGACGCUCUAUUUGUUCCCGUGGAAGAUGGGGAUGCCGCAGAACUGCAUACGAGAAGACUUUAUUCCCAGCGAUGAGAUUCAAGCGUGGUAUUAGGAGAUUAAGAAAAGGACAUAGAAUAGUGAAGGAAAAAGAAAGAAGUUUAGGUUUCUAUUUGUCAAGGAAGACAAUAAGAGAUUUUAUGAGAGAUAUUCGGCAGUGGAAAGUUGGGACCGGAAAGUCGAGGAUUCGACGGCAGAAUAACAGAUGCCCGGCAGGGAUCUGGGGCUGCAAGUCUACCAAGCCUCAACAAGAGAACGAAGCAUUAUCAGGAUUAGGCGGUUUUAUUAAGUACAUCAUGGAGCACUUAGCAGCUAAACAGGCGCAAACACAGGGGGGUUCGCCGACACCAAGCGCACACUCCAUUGGCCGCCAAAAAGUGGGUCAUUCCUUAUUAAGGGAUCGGCAAACCCUUUCCUUGUUCCAUACCACACCUAUGACUGCGCACCCUCCCUCAGCCAAACCUGGAUACUCGUCAUCUAAGGAUUCAUAAUAAUUUGAAAACUCAGCAUUUCUUCGUGAUUUUAGAUUGACAAUAUUCGGAUCAAUUUAACAUCUACCUCUUUUUUUACCAGGAAAUCCUGUUUUCGGGUUUCAAUAAUUUUUUAUAUGAAAACAAAAUAGGUAAAAAUUUAAGCAGUCCUCUGUGAAUCACAAGGCAUAACAAAAGCACGAAAGAAAAAAAACGAAAUCAGGCAAAAAGGCUUGAGGUAUCUGAAGAGACGGUAUAAGAUAAGCUUGGUACUGUAUUUCAAUAAAUCAAGCACGCAGCAAUAGAUUAAUUAGCACUUUUGUACUUCUAGCGGAAAUUACAGCGCCUGUCAGAGAUACAAGUAUAUUAUUUAGUACAAUAAACACACAAAUAAAAAUUUCAAACUUUCUUAUCAUUCACUUUAUCUCUCAAAUUAAAUAGAACACUGGAAACUAUA